GGCGCCAAAAUCCGGAUCAUGUUUUGAGACCAAUGCUUAGGUGUAAUUUCGUUGGGUGUAAUGAAAAUUAAAUGUACUUUUUAGUGUUGCGAUAAGUACGUCGAUGUCCUUGUGUUUGAUUGAUGAUAUUUGUUUCGGAGAACUAUAGAUUUUUCUAUACUUGCUUGCGUUUAACCCUUGAUGACACCAUUUUGCGCUCUGUACGUGUGUGUGAAAUGAAAUGCCUAAUCUUGUAAUUUUUUUCAUAAAGGUAUUCUAUUGAGAUUAAGAAAAGUAUUCAGGAAUCAUUUGCGUUAAGUGAGGUGCACUGAUGUGAAUCUGUUUGCCUGAGCUGGACGUGUAGCCCCACCUGAGGGCUGCGGACAGCAAUGAAUGAUGAUGGGGCUCCGUCUGCAUCCCCGCAGCCACAGGCCGAGGACCUGGAGGAGCAGUGCCGGACAAUCCUGCAGAACGUGACGGAGAGGCGCAAGACCUAUCCCAAAAAGUGCUCUGACAAGCUGUCCAUUGCCCUCAAGAAGGAGAUCCAGCAUCUGCUAUCGCUGAAGGUGGAGCUGCCCAAGCCAGACUCCCUGUUCUGCAAACCGCAGACGGCCAGCGCCGAGGAGGAGUUCCCGCCCCAGCCCGCCGCUGCUCUGGAGUGGCAGCCCCUCACACACAGGAUGGCAGCCAUGGUGCAGCGUCUGCAGAAGGUUACGACCAUCCUGAAACAGCUGGAGAUGGAGGAGACAGAUGGCAUCCGUCAGUUCAUGUGUGAACAGGACUCAAGAGAGGUUUCACCAUCCAAACAACAUUAGUUUGAAUUUUUCUAUCUUUAUGAUUCGUGUUAAGUGUGUGUUCUUGAAUAUAUUGUUAGUUUAUCCAGAAACUUCAUUAACUGACUAACUUUAAGAUGAUUAGGUUCAAAAAAUUUAGAAUCAGUAGGAUGUGCAGAGACCUUUCUUUAAAUUCAAGUCGAAGACUAAGAUCUAAAUCUUUGUGGAAGCUUUGCUAUUUUAAGAAAAAUACAUACGUAGCUACAACUUUGAAUUCAGUUUGUGUUCAGUCAGCACAUUCUGCAUACCAUACACUGAAUAAUAGCAAUGUAGGGAAAAUUUAGCAAUUUAAGAAAAUGCCACUGCUUGUAAAUAAAAAGAAAAAAUUACAAUACUAAAAAUUAAUUUAUAUAAAAGGAAGAUUAACUGUUUUGAAAUGUCAACACACUACGAUUAUUGCAUGUAACUAAGCAUCUUUUCAAUAUCUUGAAACAGGCUGUAUUGCAAAUUCUGAUAAACUAUUUCAAAAAUUUAUUUCUGUUAAAUUUUUAAGGAUACAAAUUUUUUUAUAAAUGAUUUUGCUUUCUCUCUCUUUCUCGUAUGUAUGUGUGUAUGUAUAUGUAUGUGUGUAUGUAUAUGUAUGUGUGUAUGUAUAUGUAUGUGUGUGUAUGUAUAUGUAUGUGUGUGUAUGUGUGUAUGUAUAUGUAUGUGUGUGUAUGUAUAUGUAUGUGUGUGUAUGUAUGUGUGUAUGUAUGUGUGUGUAUAUGUGUGUGUGUGUGUGUGUGUAUGUAUGUAUAACAUAAAAGAGCCAAACAAUUUUAACAUUUACAUGCACUUAGUAGAAACUUACUCUGCUAUAUGUACAUAUAUUGUGCAACUGCAAAUUAAUUAUUAAAUCUAGUGUUAUAACCAAAAUUGUUGUAGUGCAAGGAUUUCCUUUAUUAAUAUGCUCUAUCCACUUCAGAUGACAUAUGCAAAACCCCUUAUUUGCACUUUUCAUGGGGACAAAGUAAAAAAGUGUAAAAAGCGGGAAAGUGUAAAUAAAGGGAAAAGUAUAAAAAGGA
Bacillus rossius redtenbacheri is the source of this 1816-nucleotide messenger RNA. RefSeq lists its product as uncharacterized. The coding region runs from base 369 to 794 and encodes 141 amino acids. The transcript has 5 exons. NCBI's taxonomy places the organism in Eukaryota, Metazoa, Arthropoda, Insecta, Phasmatodea, Bacillidae. The record is from RefSeq and is a predicted model, not a curated record.